AUGAGAGCCAUAAGAGUCAAGGAAUCACCAUUAUUCAUAGUGACAAAGUUCAAUGACAUUCACACUCACUCACUGGACUAUCUCAACGGAAGUCAUAGGCAAGCAUCAGGGAAGGUGAUUGAGAAUUGCAUUAAAGGAAAAUAUGAUGGUGUGGGGAGAUCUUCGAUGAGACGUGUCAUCAUUGUUGACGGUACCUAUCUAAAGGGAAAGUAUCUUCGCACGCUUUUUAUUGCAUCUGCUUUGGAUGGUAACAAUCACAUUUAUCCUAUUGCUUUUGCUGUUGGAGAUUCGGAGAAUAACGAAUCUUGGAUAUGGUUCUUCGAGAAAUUACGACAGGCAAUCUCACUUAAUGACUUCUCUGAAUUUGCUAUAAUUUCAUAUCGGCAUCAGAGUAUUGAAAAGACAUCGACCUUAGUUUUUCCAGAAUCAUACCAUGGUCACUGCAUGUUCCACAUCAAACAGAACAUGAAGGCAAAGAAAUUCGACCCUACAAUGUUUUCAAUUUAUUUGAAGGCAGCGAAGGCAUAUUGUGUUUUCGAAUUUGAGGUCCUAAUGACACAGUUGAGAUUAAUUGAUCCCCAUGCACAGAGUUAUCUACUUGAGGUUGGUUUUGCUAAAUGGUCUCGUGCACAUUUUCCUGGUCGGAGGUACAAUAUACUAACUACAAACAUUGCAAAGAGUAUGAAUGUUGUUCUUAGAGAAGCCCACCACCUUCCUAUAACAAUGUUGGUUGAGCACUUGAGGGAUUUGCUUCAGAGAUGGUUUUAUGAGCAACGUACAGAAGCAGCAUCUCUGAAUUCUAUACUCUACAAGGAGGUAGAUAAACAUCUACGGAAGCGGAUUGAUAGGUCUCGCAGGAUGGAUGUUACACCAAUAUCACAUAUUGAAUAUUACGUUCAGGAUCGAUGCGGUAAUGGUGAGGUUAACUUGCACAAUAGAACGUGUUCUUGCAAGAAGUUUGAUUUGCAGCAACUACCAUGUGUACAUGUGUAG
This is a messenger RNA of Tripterygium wilfordii, 993 nucleotides long. RefSeq lists its product as uncharacterized. Gene Ontology annotation, molecular function: zinc ion binding. The transcript is spliced from 2 exons. The coding region runs from base 1 to 993 and encodes 330 amino acids. The record is from RefSeq and is a predicted model, not a curated record. Lineage: Eukaryota; Viridiplantae; Streptophyta; Magnoliopsida; Celastrales; Celastraceae.